AUGAACCAGACCAUUCAGUUCCAGGAUGCCAAGAAUGAUAUUGUCAUGCUGCCUGGCGGUAGGAGAACCAACGACGAUAUCAUCGCUCAAAUAUUUCGACCAGAAUAUGGGCUCGCUCGAGUAGCCGGGGAAAGUUGUGGCUCCUCUUGUGAUACCUGUAGGCUUCUCUCGUUCUCGACCAAGGCCAAAACCUUUCCAGACAGGGAAUGCGUCCCUGUAAAGCUCUUUGCCGACCUGUGUACGAACUGUACAGUGCUUGGUCUCUCAUGCUGUACAUUCACCGAUGGCGUCUACGACAAGCAUGUACUACACACGCUCGACACUAGACUUGCAACAGACAAGGCGGCAGCGGCUUUAGUGGGCAUGCCUCUGGCCGAUAUCCCCCAGGAGUCACAAUCCUUUACUCAGCAGUUAAGGAUCAUCGAUAGUGGCAAUCAAAACGAUGAUGAUGGCAGAGACUGCGGAGACGACGACCUUGACGAGAGCGACGACUCUGGCGAGAGUGACGACGACUCUGAGUAA
Molecule: messenger RNA, 522 nt
Organism: Alternaria arborescens
Lineage: Eukaryota; Fungi; Ascomycota; Dothideomycetes; Pleosporales; Pleosporaceae
Exons: 1
Coding region: 1-522 (173 amino acids)
Source: RefSeq, a predicted model, not a curated record